ACAAUAAUAUUGUAAUAUCGAGGAGUUUAGAAGCAUAAGGAUGAAAGAAAAAAUGUUUUUUGUAAAGUGAAAAUAAAAAAUGAACAAAAAGAAUGAAGAUGUAUCUAGGAAAAUUAGGUUGGAAAAAUUACAAGAAUUAAAUCAAAAUACAUUAGGAUAAAGUCAUAAUGUUAUGACAACAUAGAUUCACAUGAACAUAAAACAUUAAAAAUAAUUAUCCAUCAAUAUGUGGCCCGCACUGGAAAAUGUUUAGGCACCCCUGAACUAACCCGCUAACCAAGUGACUCACUUACUAACUAACCAACAGAGUGACUAAUGAACCAAAUGACUGAUUGGCCAAGCAACUAACUAACUAACCAACUGACUGACAGGCCAACCACAUAAUGAGCUAACAAACCUCUUACUAAUCAACUGGCAAAAUAAGUGAUCAAGCGACCAACUGGGUAACUAACCGACUAACUAACCAACCCACUGCAACUAAGAACAAGCAUCAACCAUAAGGUAGACAUUAAGGUUGGAAAGCGGUGCCGUUUGUAAUGAAACAGAUAAAGCUGACAUUGAAAAGGAGAGACAAAAGGUCAAAGGCCAGGAUGUCCUAUACAUGAAAAUAUGUCGACAUUGAUUUCCUCCAACUUUGAUUUUCUACAUUUCUACAGUCUGUUUCAUGUAUCACUGUUGUGCGCUAAUACUUAUGUGUGCUGUGUAAUCCAAUUCAUCCCGUACUAGUCAUAAAACAAUAUCUACCCCGUCCAACUCUAUGAUCGUGAUGAGAGCUGGACCCUUGCUCACUCUUGAUUGGGUCCAGAAGGAAAAGAGCUUUGAACAGCACCACCAUGGCGGCAACACCAGAGAAAAGUUCUCUUUGGAUUCCUGACAGCUUGUCUCCCCCCCCCUCUUCCUCCCUCCUCUUCAUCCCUCCCUGUUGUCGCACAUCUGGAGCGCGUCGAGCACACUUCUCGCCUGCUAUGGACGGCGUGCAUGUGGACUGAAGCUGAAGGCUGAAGUAGAAGAAGACUGCUGCAUGCUUGUUGAGCUCUCAGCAUCGAGCAUGGCCUUUCCCAAGCAUUCCAUCCCGCAGGCUCUCAGUGUACUGGUCCUGGCCGGGCUGUUGGUUCUGGGCCAGGUCCCAGUGGAACAAGAGGCAGAGGAGCCAGUGACGCAGCCUGAUAUCGCUGUGGCGAAAUCGGAUCCCAAAUGCCCGGCGGAUUGCAGCUGCACGGCCGAGGGGGCGGUGGACUGCGCCGGAGUGGACCUCACCGAGUUCCCUGGCGAGCUGCCGGACACGACCCACCAACUGGCACUACAGAACAACAAAAUCGAGGAGAUAAGAGUGGAGCACCUUUCCCACCUCCACCAGCUUGAGACGCUCAACCUGCAGAACAACUGGCUCACCACUGAUGGCCUGGAAGAUGAAGGCUUUGAGAUGUUGGAAGAACUGGCUUACUUGUACCUGGCCAACAACAAGCUAACCUCAGCGCCAAAAGUCUUACCGCCUUCUUUGGUCAGCGCCGACUUCGCUGCCAAUCAACUGACCAAGAUCUUCCCAUACACGUUUGGCUACAAACCAAAGCUGAGGUCUGUGUAUCUCCACAACAACAAGCUAGCGGAUGCCGGGCUUCCUGAUCACAUGUUCAAUGGUUCUGACAAUCUGGAAAUCCUCACCAUGUCCAGCAAUUUCCUGCGGACCGUCCCCAAGAACCUGCCCCCCACCCUGUACCGUCUUCAUUUGAAGAGCAACAAGCUGGAGAAGAUCCCCGCUGGAGCCUUCGACAGCAUGCCGAACCUCCGCGAGCUAUAUCUUCAGAACAACCUCCUCAGCAACGACGGCAUGGACAACGAGACCUUCAGCCUCUUGAACAGCCUGGAGUGUUUGGACUUGUCCAACAACAACCUAAGCGUGGUGCCCAAAGGUCUGCCUCGCAACCUGGUGCUGCUGCACCUGGAGAAGAACUCCAUCCGCAGCAUCCCUGCGGAUGCUCUCAUUUCUGUUCGGAAUCUGGAGUAUCUUCUUCUGCACAAUAACAAACUGCGUUCACGUUUCAUCCACCCGGCUGCCUUCCAGGGCCUAAAGAAGCUUCACACUCUUCACAUGUACAACAACCUGCUGGAGCGGGUCCCCAGGGGCUUGCCCCGGCGGGCGAAGACCCUCAUGCUGCUCCACAACUCCAUAGCGGAAAUCGGCCGCAACGACCUGGCGCUGCUUUACACGCUGACAGAACUCAACCUCAGCUACAACCAGCUGAGUAACAGCAAGCUCCACCGAGAUGCCUUCAGGAAGCUGCGUCUGCUGGAGACCCUCGACCUGUCAGGGAACGCGCUCCACUCACUGCCGGCGGGCCUUCCUCGCAGCCUGAAGGUGCUGGAGGUCAAAAACAACCGUCUGAGCUCCAUAGAGGACGGUGCUCUGACGGGAAUGGACAAGCUGCAGAAGCUCAUCCUAAGUGAGAACGAGCUGAGACUCAACUCCAUCUACCAGGGGGCUUGGAUGGAGCUGAGUGCGCUCACUACAUUGGACCUGUCUGCUAACCAGCUAUCACACAUUCCCUCUGACUUGCCUGAGUCUCUGGAGUACCUCUACCUGCAGAAGAACCGUAUCUCCAGCAUCCCCGCCUCUGCCUUUGAAGGAACACCCAAUAUCAAAGGCAUAUUCCUGCGGUUCAACCGGCUGUCGGUGGACGCCGUGGACGAGAGCUCCUUCGCUCAUCUGUCCAACCUGCAGGUGCUCGACAUCGGCGGGGGGACUGCCGACGUCCCAUUCAGGAGAAUGGAUAUGGACGGAGAGGAGGAGACAGAGGAAGAGGAGGAGACAUCAUAAAGGGAGGGACUUUGAGUUUGUGUUUAGAGUGGCAGCAUACCUGAGGAUGGUCCAGGACAGUUUUCUGGUGCAGGAUACCAGAUGAAGUUUGUGUCCUCGUCUGGGCUUUUGGGACUAGCUUGUCCUUCUAGCUGAGCUUCAUGAGAAUCAAACAUGUGAGCAAAAGUUUGCUUUGCGUCCGUCUAACAGCAUAUAAAUACAUGACAACAACACAACAACUGUCACUUCUUUUGUCUGUCAGAGGCACAACAACACGUAGUGACACAACAUUAACGUCUAUAAAAUAUACAAUAACAUUUUUCAUUGUAGUGCAUCCACACUCAUUCAUUCAUUUACAAUGGUUAUUACCUGACCUUAAUUUCAAUUCUAUUUGAAUAAACAUCAUGCAUGACACAUCAUAUGUUGUCAUGACGUGCACUUUAAUUGGUU
This is a messenger RNA of Doryrhamphus excisus (bluestripe pipefish), 3244 nucleotides long. It is a transcript of the gene podn, whose product is annotated as podocan. The record is from RefSeq and is a predicted model, not a curated record. Gene Ontology annotation, molecular function: protein binding. Lineage: Eukaryota; Metazoa; Chordata; Actinopteri; Syngnathiformes; Syngnathidae.